ACUGAGAGAGAACCUGCAAACAGUACAAUGGACAGAAAGAUGCUUCUGCUCCUCAGCCUGGUCCUCGUCAGGUCACCUGCUGCAGAGGCGGCCAAGUGUCCCCAGCAGUGCGUGUGUGGCCAGAUCCAGCUCACUGUGGCCUGUGUCAACAAAAACCUCACUCAAGUCCCCCCGACAGUCGACGAGAUCACAGUGAAGUUGGAUCUCAGGGGAAAUGACAUCCAGGAACUCCCCACAGGGGCUUUCAGACACACUCCCUACCUUACUCAUCUGUCGAUGCAACGGUGUAACAUUCGCAGGGUCAAAGAGGGCGCUUUUCGAGGUCUUGGCCGCCUGGUCUUCCUCAAUCUGGCCAACAACAACAUUGAGAUCCUCUACCAGGAAUCCUUUGACGGCCUUUCCUCGCUGAAGCAGCUUAUGAUUGACCGCAACCGUGUUGAGGAAAUCCAGCCCGGGGCUUUCUCUCAGCUCGGCUUCCUCAACCUGCUUUCCAUCACACACAACCAGCUAGUCUACAUUCCAAACAUGGCCUUCCAGGGCCUACAGAAUAUCAAAUGGCUUCGUCUCAGUCACAACUCUCUGAACUACCUCGAUAUCGAGGCCUUUGCCGGACUGUUCACACUCACCCGACUCAGUCUGGACCACAAUGAGCUUCAGUUUUUCCCCUCAGACACCAUGACCAGGUUGCCUGAAGUGACCCGGUUGGAUCUGAGCUACAACCCUAUGACUUACUUGGGUGAGGAUGCAGUGUCCAUGGCCAAGCUUACCCAUCUCUUCCUGGAUCACAUGUCGCUGCAAGACCUGUCCAACACAGCCCUUUCAAAGUCUCAAAGCCUGAUCCACGUGGACCUGAGUCACAACCAGUUACGCGUCCUCCAGCCUUUUGCUGAGGGGCUCCCAAACCUUGCACGACUCCAACUCACAGGAAACCCCAUCUACUGCAAUUGCUACCUGCGCCCACUGAGGGAGUGGGCCAUCAGGAGUAAGGUGAAGCUGAUCGGUGCAUGUGGAGGACCGGCACAUCUUUCUGGAGAGAGCUUGGAAGCUGUCUACCCAUCAGAUUUACGUUGUCAGAGCCAGGAGGCCAUGCUGAAGGCAGAGUUUGAAGAAGCCACAAGGAUGGCACCUCGACCUACCGAGGAGCCUGAGAAGAAGGUCAAGUGUCCAGCCAACUGUGCAUGUGAUGCAGACAGCCACCAUUCUUCUUGUGAAAACCGGGGCCAUACAAAAGUCCCUCGAGGCUUUGCUCCUGACACUCGCCUCCUCGACCUUCGUGGCAAUAACUUCCACUACAUCCCCAGCAACAGCUUCCCUGGUGUCGCUCAAGUGGUGUCCCUUCAUCUGCAGCGUUCCAAGAUUGUAGAGGUGGAGAGUGGUGCUUUCAGCGGCAUGAAGGGACUGAUCUACCUUUACCUGUCUGAGAACGAUCUGACCUCCCUUAGUCCUGAUGCAUUUAAAGGGCUUUCUCAGCUGACUUAUCUACAUCUGGAGAAGAACCGCUUUACCAGCUUCCCCUCAGGAGCUUUCAAACUGCUCCCCGGUCUCCUUGCUCUUCAUUUGGAAAACAACUCCAUCACAAAGCUCGAGUCGAACAUCUUGACAGGGGCAGAGGGCCUACGAGCGCUCUAUCUAACUGGGAAUGUCAUUGGGAAUGUUUCACCCAAAGCUUUGGCCCAAGCCAGAGAUCUAGACACUUUGCACCUGUCUGGAAACAAGCUGAAGGAAGUUCCCACUGAAGCACUGAGCAUGGCAGGAAACCUUCGUGACCUGAGGCUUUCAGGGAAUUCUAUCCGCUGGGUGGGACCCAAUGCUUUUCACUCUAUGGCCAGUUCCUUGAAGGAGCUGUAUCUGGAUAACAUGGGACUUGAGAAGAUGUCCCCCAACUCUUUGGUCGGUCUCGGUCCAGGGCUGAGGAGUCUUUUCCUGGAGGGGAACCAGCUAGAGGAAGUGCCAGACUUCAACUCAUUCGCUUCUUUGGAAGUUAUAAACCUCGCUGACAAUCCACUGAUGUGUGACUGUCCCCUGCUGCCGCUACGCAUUUGGAUCGAAAAAGUCAACCUGAAGGUACGAGCCACCUGCGCCAACCCUCCAGAGCUGAGGGGUCGCAGAGUCAAAGAUGUCCACGUGUUUAAGGCGUGCCCUGGAGGUGAGAGUCUUCCAGUCCCUGCCAGCAUUAUGCCAAAGCCCCCCAAGGCCAACAAACCAAAGCCAAUGCACCUAAAUGGCCACGGACAUGGAAAAAUGGCCAAAGCCAAAGCAAAACCGCGGCAGAGUUCGAAGACAAAGCCUUCACAAGCAGCUUCAAAAACCAAGCGGCGCAGCAUGACUUGACUCUGCCCCAUCAUGAUGUCUACACAUUUCACCUGCACAAAUCUGUAAUAGUCAUUCUUGUAGCACUGUAUUCUCAAGGAAGCGCACAAACACAGAUCAAAUAAAGAGU
Synchiropus splendidus (mandarinfish) is the source of this 2440-nucleotide messenger RNA. RefSeq names its product chondroadherin-like b (gene chadlb). Lineage: Eukaryota; Metazoa; Chordata; Actinopteri; Syngnathiformes; Callionymidae. The record is from RefSeq and is a predicted model, not a curated record. Gene Ontology annotation, cellular component: extracellular matrix. Bases 28 to 2331 code for a protein of 767 amino acids. Gene Ontology annotation, molecular function: protein binding. The transcript has 11 exons.